GCGGCAAGCUACCAACCAAGAUUUACCGACCCAAAAACCAAAUACAAAAAUCCCAUUUUGCUGUCAGACACCAAACAUUCAGUAAAGAAAGGGAGAAAUUGUUGAAAAUCAAUGGCGUCGUCUAAGCUCCAAGCUCUAUGGAACCACCCUGCCGGACCCAAGACCAUUCACUUUUGGGCCCCAACUUUUAAAUGGGGCAUUAGCAUAGCCAACGUUGCAGACUUCACUAAGCCGCCAGAAAAACUUUCCUACCCUCAGCAAAUAGCGGUUACUUGCACUGGAGUUAUCUGGUCACGCUAUAGCACUGUAAUAACUCCAAAAAACUGGAACCUCUUCAGUGUAAACAUUGUUAUGGCUGGAACAGGGUUAUAUCAGCUAGCACGAAAAAUACAGCAUGAUUUCUUUUCAGAGGCAGAGAUAGAGCCGGCUAUUGCAAAAGAAUGAUUGACCGUAUCUGCCAAAACCCUUUGUUUUCUUGGGCAAAUAUCAGCCAUCUUGCCUUAUUGUUUUUACAAUUGAUUUAAGCAUUGAGCAAGAAUUUAUUCAAGAAUGACCUGUUGGGGAAAUUUGUUUUGGUCUGUGCCACCAACAGAUAUUGAGCAAUUGAAUUCUAAACGAUGGGACUAUUUUGAAAA
Molecule: messenger RNA, 635 nt
Organism: Gossypium arboreum
Lineage: Eukaryota; Viridiplantae; Streptophyta; Magnoliopsida; Malvales; Malvaceae
Product: mitochondrial pyruvate carrier 4
Exons: 5
Coding region: 112-444 (110 amino acids)
Biological process (GO): pyruvate import into mitochondria
Cellular component (GO): mitochondrial inner membrane
Source: RefSeq, a predicted model, not a curated record